GCGUCAUCCACAUGAGCCGACACGGAACUAGCAGAGAGAGAGCUGCCCGACCCGUUAGUGAUGGUGGUGAAGACAUCUCCAUAAAUGCCCCUUUAACCACACCUCCGCAGGGGGAUUAUAGCACCACAGCAUGGCGAGGAUCUCGGUGAACUACAUCCUACUGUGCGGACAGUUCCUGCUGCUGCUGACGGUGUUAUUUCUACAAUGUCUGGAGGGGAUUCACUCCCACAACUCGACCACCGCUGCAGCGGUAGACGCAGCAAACGCGACGCCCGGAGCGACCGCAUCCGCCACCGCCGCCUCUGCCGCUGCCUCCACCGCGCUGCCACCCGACAAUACGACGACCCCCGUCCUGGCAACGGACCGGGGCAUCAACAACACGGAGUAUGAGUACCGACCCCCGUCCCCGGUGGUCCUCUGCAGCUUUCUGCCGGAUGAGUUCGUCCACUGCCAGGACCCUGUGGACCACGGCCUGAACGCCAGCGCCUUCCAGGAGCUGGGGCACGGCUGCCUAGGGUGGGGGGGCCAGACCCAGAAGGAGGUGAACCUCACGGAGGUGAUCUGCAUGGCGCUGGAAAACAUUGAGUGCGCCGGGCCCCGGGAGUUCCGGAGGGGCAACGUGCCCUGCAUCAAGUACACAGGCCACUACUUCAUCACUACCCUUCUGUACUCCUUCUUUUUGGGGUGCUUCGGCGUGGACCGCUUCUGCCUGGGCCACACGGGCACGGCGGUGGGCAAGCUGCUCACCUUGGGGGGGCUGGGCAUCUGGUGGUUCGUCGACCUCAUCCUGCUCAUCACCGGCGGCCUAAUGCCGAGCGACUACAGCAACUGGUGUACCUACUACUGAAGGCCCGUCGCCGACGUCGCCAGCCCCUUUGACACGUCCCCGUAAACCAGCCCCAACUCUCCCCAUAAACCAACUCCCAGCAGUCCCUGUUAACAACCCACCCCCUCCAUAAACCAUCUCUCAACUGUCACGGUAUACCAGACCCAUAUGGGCUCUAUAAAGCAGACCCAUUGGUCCCUAUAAAGCAGACCCAUUGGUCCCUAUAAAGCAGACCCAUUGGUCCCUAUAAAGCAGACCCAACAGUCCCUAUAAAGCAGACCCAUUGGUCCCUAUAAAGCAGACCCAUUGGUCCCUAUAAAGCAGACCCAUAGGUCCCUUUAAAGCAGACCCA
This is a messenger RNA of Gadus macrocephalus (Pacific cod), 1178 nucleotides long. RefSeq names its product TM2 domain containing 2 (gene tm2d2). The transcript is spliced from 4 exons. The record is from RefSeq and is a predicted model, not a curated record. The coding region runs from base 131 to 847 and encodes 238 amino acids. Lineage: Eukaryota; Metazoa; Chordata; Actinopteri; Gadiformes; Gadidae.